This is a messenger RNA of Arctia plantaginis, 3237 nucleotides long. The record is from the annotation of a GenBank genome assembly. Lineage: Eukaryota; Metazoa; Arthropoda; Insecta; Lepidoptera; Erebidae.
AUGUAUAGUUGGGGGUGUUCAGCUCGCGUCAGUUCUUGGUUUUCGGUAAAGAUGACGACGGGUGUACUGAAGACGUCAAUCUUGUCGUUGGUGAUCAUUUCUGUGUACGGUUUACCAGACUUGAAAAGUUUAUCUGAAAGUAAUGAAGUUAUUACAAAAAAUACUAUAUUUGGCGAUGAGCGGUUGGCAGGAGAGAUCUUCGAGGACGUCGAUGCCUACACUAAUAUGGAACUUAGUCCUAUGAAUGGAGAUGCCUCCAACUACAGAUUACCGAACACUACAAUUCCGACACACUACAAUAUAUUAUUCGCCAUCGACUUAUCACAAGAACCGUUGAGGCAGUCUGGAACCGUUGAAAUUCAUCUUCAAGCCACUCAAGAAUCAGUCAAUGAGAUAGUAAUUCACUCAGAUGCACUAACUCUUUCCAGGAUAGAAUUGACUCAGGGAAAUAACCAAAUAUCUAUAACUCAUGAUGUUGAUACUAUAAAUCAACUCUUGAGAAUUCGUCUUGCUAAUGGCUAUCUUGCCUACAAUGUUGAUCCCAUUAAUCCUGUAAUUUAUAUUCUGACAAUUGAUUUCGGAUCUGAGUUGCGAGAUGACAUGCGUGGGAUUUAUAGAAAUUGGUACAGAAACGACGCUUCUGAAGGCGUUAGGUGGAUGGCUUCAACGCAUUUCCAGGCUACUGCGGCUCGCUGGGCUUUUCCUUGCUACGAUGAACCAAGUUUUAAAGCUACAUUUAGUGUCACUAUCAGACGGCAAAUAUCUUACCGGAGUUGGUUUUGCACCAGGCUUCUGGCAACAAGACCAUCUCCAAACACCCCUGGCUUUGAAGAUGACGUAUACCACACUACUCCUAUAAUGUCCACAUAUUUGCUGGCAUUAAUCGUCGCUGAAUAUGACAGUAUCAUUGUAACAAAUACGGAUGGGGCUCUAAGUUACGAAGUUAUUGCCCGUCCAGGUGCUAUAACUACUGGUCAAGGACAAUAUGCCUUAGAAGCAGGGCAAGCGCUUUUAACAGAAAUGAGUAGCCAUACAGCCUACGAUUUUUACUCAAUACACCCGCAGCUCAAAAUGACUCAAGCUUCAGUUCCUGACUUUAGUGCCGGUGCUAUGGAAAAUUGGGGGCUCCUUAUAUACAGAGAGGCCUAUUUAAUGGUAGAUGAAAAUGAAACUAAUAGCCUGUUCAAGCAAAGAAUUGCUUCUGUAUUGUCUCAUGAAAUUGCUCACAUGUGGUUUGGCAACCUCGUCACCUGCGACUGGUGGGACAACCUCUGGCUCAAUGAAGGUUUUGCUAGAUACUACCAAUACUUCCUCACAUCCUGGGUGGAAGGUAUGGGCUUCGAUAUUCGUUUUAUUACUGAACAAGCGCAUACUUCUCUACUGGCUGACUCAGCUAAUAAUCCACACCCGUUGACUGCUUCGGGCCUUAAUACAAAUCCUGCCGUAAGAACCAUGUUCUCAACCAUCAGCUAUAAUAAAGGUGCUUCUAUCAUUAGGAUGACUGAACACCUCUUGGGCUUUAAUGUGCACCUACAGGGCCUGAGAAACUAUUUACGUGGAAGAGAAUUCAAAACCGCCCUUCCAAUUCACUUAUUCGAAUACCUAGAGCAAGCAGGUGUCCAAGCCGGAGUAUUGAAUUACGCUGAUUUUUCUCUUAUCGAUUACUAUAAAAGUUGGACAGAACAACCUGGACAUCCUGUCCUGAACAUUUUAGUCAACCAUCAAACUGGUGAAAUGACAAUACAGCAGCGCCGUUUUAACAUCAACACUGGUUACUCUACCAGUAAUAACAAUUAUAUUGUGCCUAUAACAUUCGCUACAGCCAGCAACCCGAACUUUGGUGACACCAAACCUACACACAUUAUCUCUCAGGCUGUCAGUAUUAUCAACCGUGGAUCUGUUGGUGAUGAAUGGGUUAUUUUCAAUAAGCAGCAGACUGGUUUCUACAGAGUUAACUACGAUGAAUAUACCUGGGACCUUAUUUCUGUAGCUCUUAAGGGUGCUGAUAGAACAUUGAUUCAUACAUAUAAUAGAGCACAGAUUGUUGAUGACGUCUUCCAAUUCGCUCGUUCUGGUAUCAUGACGUAUACUCGUGCAUUAAAUAUUCUGUCUUUUCUCGAAAAUGAGACUGAUUACGCGCCAUGGGUUGCUGCCAUAACUGGUUUUAAUUGGCUUAGAAACCGUCUUGCUAGUGCUACAACUGUUACUGAGCUCAACCAACUUAAUGCACUUAUCGCUGGAUGGGCAUCAAGGGUGAUGGCUUCAAUAACAUACUACCCCGUUUCUGGCGAGACUUUCAUGCAGUCAUACUUGCGUUUACAACUUGCUCCGGUGAUGUGCCGCUUGGGAGUGCAAGACUGCAUUGAUGCUGCUCUCAGCCAAUUUCAAGCUCUAGUUGUGAACAAUAUCCCAGUACCAGUUGAUAGUCGAAACUGGGUGUACUGUAACGCUCUUCGGCAUGGAGGUGCGACGGAGUUCAACUUUCUGUGGAUGAGAUUCAUAGCACACAACGUCUAUACUGAAAAGAUUCUAAUUCUUGAAAAUCUUGGAUGCACAAAAGAUGCUUCGUCUUUAGAAAUGCUUUUCAAUGCUAUUGUGAAUCCAAACUUCAUAAUACGGCCCCAAGAUUAUACAAAUGCACUCAGUUCAGCAGUUAGUGGUAAUGAAGAAAAUACUGACAUUGCUCUACAAUUUAUGCAACUGAACCUUAACCUCGUCGCCAGCGCUUUUAAUGAUUCUGUCGUGAGUCUGUCUGUAGCGACACCUCUCUCAUACGUCAUUGCGAGACUGCGGUCCAACGAACGUAUCAAUGAAUUCACGACAUGGGCUACGGCAAAUCAGCAGAAUCUAGGAAGCAGUUUUGAAACUGUUAUGGGCUAUGCUAAUUCAGCUCGGGCGAGCAUAGCUUGGGCAGAAUCAGUUAGAGACGAUAUCAGGUACUACUUCGAAAUUGGAGCUGAAACACCAACAAUAUCUACGUCUGCUCCUGUAACGAGUACAAUAACUGAAUAUAUUAGUACUGAGUACGACACAGAUACUACAGCACCGAUUACUACUGAAUUAACGACGUCCACGACUACUACUACUACUACUACAACGACUACAACUACUACUGAAGCACCUAUUAUAAUAGAACCCACUACUGACCAGCCACCAUCCACGCCUUCGUCUGCUACGACGAGUUUCAUAGCAAGAUGUAUGCUCUUCAUCACGAUAACAUUAUUCCCAUUAUUAUAG